AUGACGGCCUUUGAUGGUAGUAAAAGAGAAACCAAAAGCUUCUUUCGGAAGAGCACCACAGUCGAUACACAUGAGCCAAUAUGGACCGUGUUUACUGAUGGGUUAUCAAAUGUUGGUGGAGCUGGUUUUGGUUGUGUCAUCCUUACUCCCGAAGGUUCAAGGAUUGAGAAAGCAACCAGAUUGGAAUUUAGCGCACCAAACAAUGAAGCUGAAUAUGAAGAUGUAAUUAUCGGUUUAAAUGAUGUCAAACAGUUAGAUACGAAUAACGUAAAGCUGGUCACUGAUUCUAUGCUAGUAGUCAAUCAGUUUCUGGGCACCUACAAAGCCAAUGACGAGAGGAUGGCCUUAUACUUGGAUUGCAUGAGAAAACUGGCAAACGAGUUAGACCAGUUCUCUAUUGGGCAGCGACCCCGACUGGAAAACAGGCAUGCAGACGCUUUAGCAUAUCUGUCUUCCCAGUUGAUACUGACACCACUCGUUUCGUGGUAG
Molecule: messenger RNA, 489 nt
Organism: Papaver somniferum (opium poppy)
Lineage: Eukaryota; Viridiplantae; Streptophyta; Magnoliopsida; Ranunculales; Papaveraceae
Exons: 2
Coding region: 1-489 (162 amino acids)
Molecular function (GO): RNA-DNA hybrid ribonuclease activity; nucleic acid binding
Source: RefSeq, a predicted model, not a curated record